Messenger RNA from Empidonax traillii (willow flycatcher), 2045 nucleotides. RefSeq names its product ERGIC and golgi 2 (gene ERGIC2). Gene Ontology annotation, cellular component: endoplasmic reticulum; membrane; COPII-coated ER to Golgi transport vesicle. Bases 159 to 1292 code for a protein of 377 amino acids. Lineage: Eukaryota; Metazoa; Chordata; Aves; Passeriformes; Tyrannidae. Gene Ontology annotation, biological process: retrograde vesicle-mediated transport, Golgi to endoplasmic reticulum; endoplasmic reticulum to Golgi vesicle-mediated transport. The transcript is spliced from 14 exons. The record is from RefSeq and is a predicted model, not a curated record.
CCCGCCCCGCCGGCGGGGCCAUGCCCAGCGCGGCGCCCGCCGAGCAGCGCCCCGAGCCUCCUCGGCCGCCCCGAGCGGCUUCGCCCGCGGCGCUGGGCAGCGGCGGCAGAACCGAGAGAGGGAAUAUAUGAAGGAGGAGGUGGAGGAGCGUGCUGAAGAUGAGGCGACUGAAUCGCAAGAAGACCUUGAAUUUGAUGAAAGAACUGGAUGCCUUUCCAAAGGUUCCUGAAAGCUAUGUGGAGACUUCAGCGAGUGGAGGCACAGUUUCUCUGAUAGCAUUUACAACAAUAGCUUUCCUGACUAUAAUGGAAUUCAUGGUGUACCGGGACACAUGGAUGAAAUAUGAAUAUGAAGUAGACAAGGAUUUUACUAGUAAAUUAAGAAUCAAUAUUGAUAUUACAGUUGCCAUGAGGUGUCAAUAUGUGGGGGCUGAUGUUCUGGAUUUAGCAGAAACAAUGGUUGCCUCUGCAGAUGGGCUAAUCUAUGAGCCAGUAGCGUUUGAUCUCACCCCACAACAAAAAGAAUUGCAAAGGAUGCUGCAAUUAAUUCAGAGUAGGCUGCAGGAAGAACAUUCUCUUCAAGAUGUGAUAUUCAAAAGUGCAUUUAAAAGUGGUUCUACAUCACUGCCACCACGGGAGGAUAAUUCAUUGCAGUCUCCAGAUGCAUGCAGAAUUCAUGGUCAUCUCUAUGUCAAUAAAGUGGCAGGGAACUUUCACAUAACUGUGGGCAAGGCAAUACCACACCCUCGAGGCCAUGCACACUUGGCAGCCCUUGUAAGCCAUGAGUCCUAUAACUUCUCCCAUAGAAUAGAUCAUUUGUCAUUUGGAGAGCUUAUUCCAGGAAUUAUUAAUCCUUUGGAUGGAACAGAAAAAAUCGCGUCUGAUCACAACCAGAUGUUCCAGUAUUUUAUCACAGUUGUGCCAACCAAACUCCAUACGUAUAAAAUUUCAGCAGAAACUCAUCAAUUCUCAGUGACAGAAAGGGAAAGAGUAAUUAACCAUGCAGCUGGCAGCCAUGGGGUGUCAGGAAUAUUCAUGAAAUACGAUAUCAGUUCACUUAUGGUGACAGUGACAGAAGAACACAUGCCUUUUUGGCAGUUCUUAGUGAGGCUCUGUGGCAUUAUUGGGGGAAUUUUUUCAACUACAGGAAUUUUACAUGGCUUUGGAAGAUUUGUAGCAGAAAUUAUUUUUUGCCGUUUCAGGCUGGGCUCUUACAAAUCCACAUCGGUCCCACUUUCUGAUGGCCACACAAGCAACCACUUACCUCUAAUUACAGACAAUAGUACACAUUAGCCUCCUGAGAAAAUUUUCUUUCUUCCUGCCUGAUACAGAAGACUUUUUUUUAUAAUAAACAUUGUGCAAUAUGCUGAGACAGUGCUGAUGGGCAGCAAAAAAAAAAAAAAAAAACGAAGCCUUUACAAAAAACCCGACAACAACAGCAAAACAAUUUGUGUAAUUUUUUGUCUUUCUGAGUGCACAUGGAGUCAUAGAAAGUUGUGAGACCAGUGAGGUGGACCAUCUGGAGAGUAAAGGAGAGUUACUGCCAACAAAGUAUUCAUGCUCAAGCUGGACAUCUUUGUGGUGGCUGCCACUGACCACUGAAGCAUCUUAGUGAUGCCUGGGAAGGCUGCAGGCCCCAAGGAGGAAAGAGUACAAGUGGGAUGUGUGGAAGGCACAGAGGGACAGCAAUAGAGCUGGGAUUUCUCUUAGACGUGCAAACGGGGGAUUGGGUUUUCUUGGUCUUUGGGAGUGGGGAGCAAUCCUAGAAAAUCCUGAAGAAGAGGGGGAUGAGAGAGAACUUGGAGUAAGGUGGAGCCCAAGCCAUGAUGUUGGUCAUAGCCACUGCCUUUCCACAGUCCCACCGUUCCUUAGUGGAAGAAACGUACUGCGGAGCAGAGGAGUUCCUCUGUUUCCACAAAUCUGCUGUGCCAGCAGUGAGAGUGUCACUUCUGGCAUCGGUGUGGAAGUGCUCAAGGACUCUCAGAAUGCCCUCCAGUGUGCACAGGUUUUUUUUAACUUGGAAUAAGGCUUUUAAAUAAGGCAUUU